AUGCCUCAAAUAUUGUUGCUGUUAUUGGCGACUCUUGCGGCAGCAACGGUUGUUUCUGUUGUCGACCACGUCACUCAAAUCUACUUGUCUAUGCCACUUUACCAUCGAAUGCGCGAGAUUUACUUAAUUGGAAAAAUCCGAGAACUACUAAUACAAAUUAAGUACAAAUUAGAAAAGCUUAAUCCAUCAAGGCUAGAACAGCUGGAUUCGAACCACCGUGACGAGCUGCACCGAUGCUCGAAAAUGGCAAAUACAGUGCCAGAUCAUGCUAAAUGUGUGGUGAAAGUGUUGGACAGAACCAAGCACAUGAAGCGGAUUCGGAUAGUUAAAAACAAACAAACCAAUCAAAUCAAGCAUAAACCGGUAAAGAUAGCUGUGGAAUCAACGAACAGCAAACCUUUUGUGGAAGCAAGGAAUCGCGAGUGGGUUGGAGGAUUCAGGAUGAGUAGGUCAAAGAGGGAGUCCGGACAGGUUAUUAACCGUCAGUCAUACGAUAUUACCACGGCAGACGAUGAGACUCUUUUCUCCAAGGUAGCCCGACAGAUGACAAAAACUAUGAGGAAACUCAAGGAUAAACCAGGCACCGAAGGUUGGCGCUCAGCUAUUCAACGAAUCAAAAACGUUGGUGCCGAAGCACGUGAGCAGAAGAAUCGGCGUAAAGAGCUGAAGAAAAGAUUACGUCAGAUGAUUGACAACACUCCUGACGAAUUCCAAGAUCCACGAAAACCGUUAGCAAUGAAGGAGAUGAAUUUGCAAGACGACCAUCUUGCCAAACAGAAGAAAUUGACCAAGAAGAAACGUGAAGAAAUCCGAAUUCCCAUGAGAAUAGUACGGGAGUCGAUCAAGAUGGCUCUGAUGGCUACCGGCAGAAAUGUCACGAACUUUGAUAAGAAGACGCUGAAACUUAUUUCGCCACGUUUCUUGAGCUUGGUACCGGAACAGGACGACAAUGACUUGUUUAACCUCCUCUCUCCGUCCCUAUUCUCACUACAUCAAGACGGUGGAGAACUUGAAAAAGUCAUGUCUCUGCCGCACAUAUUGAAAGAAUUACCAAAUAAAGACCAGGAAGCGUGGCUGGACUUUAUAGUGGAAGCGGCAGGCGUCACAGAUGCAGUAAACAAAGCAGAAGAUAUGCAAAAAGAAGCUCGAGACCGAGAAAUGCGUGGAAAAGACGGCGUACCUCUUUACUUCACGAAAAAGAACGUUACCGACAUAUUUGGCGAUGUUGAAAAACGAAAGAUAAACACAUUUGAAGCUCUUGAUAAAAGCUACACUCACGAACAAAAGGACGAUUUGGACAAACAGGGUUAUGCGUUCUUAGAUGCUAAACAACUGGACUUAGUCUACGGAGGUGAUUCUCCCUACAAAAAAACGGAUUCGUUGCGAAUGUUCAAGAAAAUGCGUCGUUUAAGAGACGAUCCGGACCAUUUUGUAGAGCAGGAUAUUCGUGCACUGGCAGAAGCGAAGAAAUUCCGUGUCCGCCAAAAGGAUAUCGUGUCAUCGCCGUUCAUCAUGACACCACUGACAUUCGCUUCCGCUCCUCUUUCGAACACCUUUAUAGUUCUUUCGCCGUUAGUUCUGUCGCCUAUCACUCUCUCACCAGCAGUACUAGGACCGAUCAUCCUGUCACCGUGGGUGUUUAUUCCCCUAGUUCUCUCACCUCGUGUCUUAUCUCCACUUAUUGUCAAUCCGCUCAUAUUCUCACCAAUCAUUUUGUCGCCACUUGUCUUGCAUCCUUUAAUUCUUGUUCCUGGUGUGUUCAACCCCAUUGUACUUUCACCUCUCGUGCUUUCACCUUUCAUCCUUUCGCCUCAGGUCUUCACACCAGUAAUACUCUCGCCGAUGGUUCUCAAUCCACUUAUUCUGACACCUAUGGCAGGGUCUCCUCUUAUUCUUUCACCGUUCGUGCUUUCUCCGAUAAUCUACUCACCACAGUUCCUCUUUGCAGUCGUACUUUCUCCAUAUGCGCUUUCGCCUUUGAUAGAAUCGAAGCUCAUCGCAUCCGAAGUGGUUCUGUCACCCAGCUGGCUUUCCUAA
Messenger RNA from Necator americanus (New World hookworm), 2037 nucleotides. RefSeq lists its product as uncharacterized. NCBI's taxonomy places the organism in Eukaryota, Metazoa, Nematoda, Chromadorea, Rhabditida, Ancylostomatidae. Bases 1 to 2037 code for a protein of 678 amino acids. The transcript is spliced from 12 exons. The record is from RefSeq and is a predicted model, not a curated record.